CUAAGAUCGCUUUUGUCCGUCGCUUUAAAUUUCCAGACUUUUGUUUCCAAACGCACUCCGUCACUAACGCAGUCAACCUAACCAACAUUCCCUUUUGCCUCCACAAUGCCACCCUACACUAUCACUUACUUUGCUGUACGAGGGCGCGGUAGUGCUGCCAAGAUUAUGCUGGCGGACCAGAGCCAGCAGUGGACAGACAUUGUCGUCAACUUCGAAGACUGGAUGAAGGGAGACCUAAAAGCCACGUGUGUUUUUGGCCAGUUGCCCAAGUUUGAGGAUGGAGAUUUGGCUUUGUUUCAGUCAAACGCCAUUCUGAGACACUUGGGUCGCAAUCAUGGGGCGUAUGGGAAGGACGCUAAGGAGGCGUCUCUCAUCGACAUGAUGAACGAUGGCGUGGAAGAUCUGCGUCUCAAAUACGGUCGCCUGAUUUACCAGGAAUACGAAACUGGAAAGGAUCAGUACCUGAAAGACCUGCCUGACCACCUCUCCAAGUUUGAGGCUGUUAUGGCUCGCAACAAGACAGGUUUUCUUGUUGGUGAUAAGGUUUCCUUUGCUGACUACAAUCUGUUUGAUAUCCUGCUCAACCACCUGGUCCUGUGCGACUGCUGCCUGGAGAGCUUUCCUUCCCUGAAGAGCUUUGUAGGAAAGAUGUCGGCUCGACCUAAAAUCAAGGCCUUCACUGACUCUGACGAGUACAAGAAACAGCCUAUCAAUGGAAAUGGCAAACAGUGAUUGUUUGCCAUUUCCAUUUGCCCCCCUAAACAUAAUAAUCUGGUACUUAAAUUAGAUACCACUUAUUUGGUUGUAUUGCACUUCCGUCCAUACUAAUGGUUGUUUAGGGUUUAUUGUAGGUUAGUUGAAAUUAAUAGUUGUUUUUGUUUCCACCUUUUGUGAUUUCCCCAUCAUGCUAUACAACUUCAAUGAAUACAAAUGUAUUUUUUAUAUGGAUUUGGCAGCUGAAAUCUAAUAAAAAGUACAUUGAAAUAUGA
Molecule: messenger RNA, 989 nt
Organism: Osmerus eperlanus (European smelt)
Lineage: Eukaryota; Metazoa; Chordata; Actinopteri; Osmeriformes; Osmeridae
Product: glutathione S-transferase P-like
Exons: 7
Coding region: 106-732 (208 amino acids)
Biological process (GO): glutathione metabolic process
Cellular component (GO): cytosol
Molecular function (GO): glutathione transferase activity
Source: RefSeq, a predicted model, not a curated record